This is a messenger RNA of Mauremys mutica (yellowpond turtle), 1281 nucleotides long. It is a transcript of the gene TRIM54, whose product is annotated as tripartite motif containing 54. Gene Ontology annotation, molecular function: zinc ion binding. The transcript has 10 exons. Lineage: Eukaryota; Metazoa; Chordata; Testudines; Geoemydidae. The record is from RefSeq and is a predicted model, not a curated record. The coding region runs from base 1 to 1140 and encodes 379 amino acids.
AUGAACUUUGCGGUGGGAUUCAAGCCCAUGCUGGGGGACUCGCACAGCAUGGACAGCCUGGAGAAGCAGCUGAUCUGCCCCAUCUGCCUGGAGAUGUUCAGCAAGCCCGUGGUCAUCCUGCCCUGCCAGCACAACCUGUGCCGCAAAUGUGCCAACGACAUCUUCCAGGCUUCCAACCCACUGUGGCAGUCGCGGGGCUCGAGCUCGGUGUCGUCGGGGGGGCGGUUCCGGUGUCCCUCCUGCCGCCACGAGGUCGUCCUGGACCGGCACGGCGUCUACGGGCUGCAGCGCAACCUGCUCGUGGAGAACAUCAUCGACAUCUACAAGCAGGAGUCGACCAGGCCCCUGCACGCCAAAGCCGAGCAGCAGCUGAUGUGCGAUGAGCACGAGGACGAGAAGAUCAACAUCUACUGCCUGAGCUGCGAGGCGCCCACCUGCUCCCUGUGCAAGGUGUUCGGGGCCCACAAGGACUGCGAGGUGGCCCCGCUGCCCAGCGUCUACAAGCGCCAGAAGAGCGAACUGAGCGACGGCGUCGCCAUGCUGGUGGCUGGGAACGACCGCAUCCAGGCCAUCGUGACCCAGAUGGAGGAGAUCUGCAAGGCCAUCGAGGAGAACAGUCGGCGGCAGAAGCAGCACCUGAGCCAGCGUUUCGACUCGCUCUACAGCACCCUGGAGGAGCGCAAGAAGGAGCUGGUGCAGCGCAUCAGCCGGGAGCAGGAGGAGCGGGUCAGCCACGUGCGCUCCCUCAUCCGCCAGUACGGGGAGCACCUGGAGCUCUCCGCCAAGCUGGUGGAGUCGGCCAUCCAGGCCAUGGAGGAGCCCCAGAUGGCCGCGUACCUGCAGCAAUCCAAGGAGCUGCUUCAAAAGAUCACGGACAUGUCGAAGGUGUCGAUGAGUAGCCGCCCAGAGCCCGGCUACGAGAAGAUGGACCACUUCUCUGUCAAUGUGGACAACCUGGCCGAGAUGCUGAGAACCAUCGAGUUCCAGACAGACUCGCUGGGUGAGGACGACACGGACGGGUUUGCGGGCGGGGAUGGAGGAGACGCUGGAGCCGACGAGGACAGGCCAGAGGCGCUAGAGGGGGCCGAAGCAGUGGGGUCCAGGCAGAAGCCAGCGAGCUCCCCGCAUGGUCAGCACUGAGAGCCAGCACUGCAGGAGGAGCCCACGAGUGAGACCCCCAGGACGUGGUGUCAACAGCGACCGAUUUCCCGCGGCGGAGACCCCGCGUUCCCGGCCCCCUCUCCCCGGCCGAGACCCCGCGUUCCCGGCCCCUUCUCCCCG